Messenger RNA from Closterium sp. Naga37s-1, 2742 nucleotides. The record is from the annotation of a GenBank genome assembly. NCBI's taxonomy places the organism in Eukaryota, Viridiplantae, Streptophyta, Zygnematophyceae, Desmidiales, Closteriaceae.
AUGGUCAUAAGGGUGAAACGGGAUUCUGCAUGGCUGAACUCACACCUAUCCCUUUCCUCAACCCACCUAUCUCCUCCCCUUCACUUCCUUCCGCCCUGCACCAUCAUGCACAGCAUAGCAACUAUAAUGCACGGCAUAGCGCUGCACAGGGGGCUGCAGGAGGAGGCGCUAGAGGUGAAGGCACCCCCAACUGCUGCCAAGAAAAUCACAUCUGCUAACAAGUUCGAAGAGCGGCUACUAGCCGAGGUGGUACCCCCAGACGAAGUCGGGGUGACGUUCAGCCAGAUCGGUGCCUUAGAAGCCGUGAAGGACACUCUGAAGGAGCUCGUCAUGCUGCCUCUCAGGCGGCCAGAGCUGUUCACGCGCGGGCAGCUGACGCGGCCGUGCAAGGGCAUUCUGCUGUUCGGCCCGCCCGGCACGGGCAAGACCAUGCUGGCCAAGGCCGUGGCCACCGAGGCCGGGGCGAGCUUCAUUAACAUCUCCAUGAGCGCCGUGCUGCACAAGUGGCUGGGCGAGGCGGAGAAGUCAGUGAAGGCGAUCUUCUCGGUGGCCAGUAAGAUGGCGCCAGCUGUCGUGUUCGUGGAUGAGGUGGACAGCCUGCUGGGGCGGCGAGGGCAGUGGGGGGAGCACGAGGCGAUGCGCAAGGUGAAGAACGAGUUCAUGUCGUGUUGGGACGGGCUGCGCACGCGGGCGCAUGAGAGAGUGCUGGUUCUGGCGGCCACGAAUCGGCCGUUCGAUCUUGACGAUGCCAUCAUCCGACGGUUCCCACGACGGCUGAUGGUGGACCUACCAGACGCGGACAACAGGGAGAAGAUCCUUAGGGUGAUUCUAAAGGACGAGGAGGUGGAGGAGGGGUUUGACUAUAAGGAGCUCGCUGCCAUGACCGAGGGGUACUCGGGGAGUGACCUCAAGAACCUGUGUGUGACGGCGGCGUAUCAGCCCAUCAAGGAGAUUCUCAAACAAGAGGAGGUGGAGAAGAAGAGGCUGCAGCUGGAGGAAGCUUCCAAGAAGGCGGACAGCUCAACUGCAGCAGCAGCAGGAGAGGUGCAACCACCACCACCCGCUGCUGCAGCAGCUUCUGGUGGGAGCAGUGAGGGAGGUGGGGGGGUUAGUGAAGGAGAUGCAGCAGCGGAAGCAGCAACAACAACAACAGGUGGUGGGCAAGCUGCAGAGGGCGGCGAUCAGGUGGGCGGCAGUGAGGUGGGCGGCAGUGAGGUGGGCGGCAGUGAGGUGGGCGGCAACCAGGUUCUGUUUAUUGAGGGCGAUGAGGCAGGUGAGAAGAGCUGCUUGGAGGUUGCUUGUAAUGGAGGUGCUACUAGUGAGAGCGUUUGCAAGGGUGGGGCGGAUGGUGAACCUAAGAAGGAAGAGGGAACGGAUGGAAAUGAGAAAAGAGGAGGGAAGGGAGUGGAGGAGGGUGUGAGCGUGAAAGGUUGUGACAAUGGCGGUGGUGCUGGGAAAGGGGGAGAGGAUGAGCAGGUUGUGGCAGUGAAGGAAGGUGAAGGUGGCCCCUGCGUUGGAGAGGUGAUCAUAAUGAACGGCACUGUACGGAGUUCCGAUCUAGUAGACGGUGCUUUGGCGAGUGACCAUUCGAUGAAUGGCGUUUCAGAGAGUGUGAGUGCAGGUGGUGUGACUGAAGAGGACGCAAUAUGCAGGAAAGAUGCCAGGUCAGGCGAGAUUGAGAGCAGAGAGACAGAAGAGAACAAGGUGAGAGCGGAGGUGCGAGAGGGAGGUGCGGGGGUGGCAGAGGCAGCAGGAGGGCGGAGCAUGGAAGGAGGAGUGGCAGAGCAAUUGCGGAUAGAUGAGAGUCAAGCUAAUGGGGGUGAAUCUGCUGCAGCUGAGGCUGGGAGCGACAGGGACAGUGGGAGUGAGAGCGCUGCAGGGGAUGAUAGUGCUGCAAUGGCAAAGGACAAUACAUGUGCAGGGGAGAGUGAAAGUGUAGGAGCUGAAAAGAAAGAGGCUGCAACUGAGGAACCAGAAGGUGAAGAAGCAGGUUCAUUAGCCGGUUCACGGGGUAAGGAGGACGGCGGAGGUGAGAAGGGGCAGAGUGAGAAGGUGGAGGGGAGGGAGGGAGAAGCAGAGGAGGCAGCAGAAGAGGCAGCAAAGGAGGCGCUGGUGAGGGGCAUCGUGGAGGAUAUCCUGAGGCGGGGCACUGUUGACAGCACCAACGCCUCUCCUGCUGACCUGUGCGCUGACAUGGCAGCUGCACUUGAGAUGGUCAAGGAGAUCACACGUGAGGAUGACACGUCAGCAACAGAAGCCGGGGAAAAGGGAAGCAGUUCGAUAAAAAAUGGUAGAGAAGGUGCGGGUAAAUCAGAAGGUGAAGGAGAGCGGAGAGACGGGGAAGGAGGUCCAGGAGGCAGUGAAAGAGACACUCAGAGCCAAGACCAGCAGCAGUCGCAAGCACCGGAUUCCGCGACCUCUCUCCCUCGCCCUCGCAGCGUCUCCCUGCUCCAAUUAGCCGAGGACAGCUGGCGCGAGCGCACUGGUGCAGGCCUGUCAGGGCUGGGCAAGGCAGCAGCAGACGGUGCUGCUGGCAGCAGCGGCGGCAGCAGUGGUGGUGGCGGUGGUAACCGCGUGUUACGGCUGCGGCCAAUCACGAUGGCGGACAUGCGGGCGGCGAAGCAGCAGGUGGCGCCGAGCACGGCGGGGGACAGCAGCAGCAUGGCGGAGCUAAGGCAGUGGAACGACCUCUAUGGGGAGGGCGGCUCGCGCAAGAAAGAAAAACUGUCCUACUUCCUCUGA